This is a messenger RNA of Dictyostelium discoideum AX4, 2073 nucleotides long. RefSeq names its product protein kinase, TKL group (gene drkB). NCBI's taxonomy places the organism in Eukaryota, Evosea, Eumycetozoa, Dictyosteliales, Dictyosteliaceae. Gene Ontology annotation, cellular component: membrane. Gene Ontology annotation, molecular function: protein serine kinase activity; protein tyrosine kinase activity; protein kinase activity. The record is from RefSeq and is a predicted model, not a curated record. The coding region runs from base 1 to 2073 and encodes 690 amino acids. The transcript has 4 exons.
AUGAAAGUUCAAAUAGUUUUUUUUAGUAUUACAGUUUUUAUAUUUGUUCUAUUUUUAUUAUCAGUCGAAUCAAAUACAAAAAUUAAAAUAGUUCCAUCAUUUUUAGAAAAUAGUAACGAAAUUGAAGAUUUAUAUAUUAAUUUAGAUAGUGAUAGUAAAAGUAGCGAGCAUACUACUAGUAGUAGUAGUAGUAGUAAUAGUAAAAAUAAAGGAGAUAGCAGUAGCAGUAGUAGCAAUAGUGGUAGUAGUAGUAAUAGUAUUAUUAGUGGUGAUAGUAAUAGUAAAGAUGCACCAACUACUUCAAGUGAUAGUUUAUCACCAGCAACACCAAUACCGACAGAUGGAUUAUUAUCAGCUUCUACCUAUGUUACAUUUACUGGUGGUAAAGUUUUAUGUGAAAAUAUAACAUUUUGUCCAAAUGGUUAUAUGUAUUCAAGUGAUUAUGCAUGUAAUUAUGAUAUUGUACAAAAUGAUCCAGCAACACAUAGAGGUGAUUGGAAUGAUGGUAUUAAAAUGUUUGAAGAUCCUUUACCAAAGAAUACGACUAUAGAUCAAGUUGAGGGUAUAUCAUUUACAAUAUCAGGGGCAGUUGGAUGUCAAGUUACAAGUAGUGCUACUACAUUGGAAUUCUAUAUUCAGGAUUUACUAGUUCUAACUAAUACUACAUCAAGAUAUGAUAUAUGUACAUGUGGUUCAUGUUAUGUUACAUUUGGUACAGAAGUUUAUAAAUAUAAUAUGUUGGGAUAUAAUAUAACUGGUGAAAAUAAAUUUCAAAUUCAAGUUAGUGUAAAUUCAAUGUGCGCAACUACCAUUGGUAUAACACUUUAUUAUAAACCUCCAACCAUUACACCAACACCAACCAUUACACCAACACCAACCAUUACACCAACACCAACCAUUACACCAACUGUAACACCAACUGCAACACCAAGUACAACACCAAGCACUACACCAACUACAACACCAUCAACACCAACUCCAACUCCUACAAAGUCACCCUAUAGUGGUGCAUUAUCACCUCAAGUUAAAAAAUAUAUUAUCAUUGCAUCAUCGAUAACAGGUGGUUUAUUAAUUUCAAUAUUUUCAUUUGUUUUCAUUAGAAAGAGAUUAAAUUCAAAAAGAUCUGGUUACACUCAAAUUAAAGAUGGUAAAGAUAUUGAUACUCAACAAAUUAAAAUUGGUGUUAGAAUUGGUAAAGGAAAUUUUGGUGAAGUUUAUCUUGGUACUUGGAGAGGUUCUCAAGUUGCUGUUAAAAAAUUACCUGCUCAUAAUAUAAAUGAAAAUAUUUUAAAAGAAUUUCAUAGAGAAAUUAAUUUAAUGAAGAAUUUAAGACAUCCAAAUGUUAUUCAAUUUCUAGGAUCAUGUUUAAUAUCACCAGAUAUUUGCAUUUGUACAGAAUAUAUGCCAAGAGGUUCAUUAUAUUCAAUUUUACAUAAUGAAAAAAUUAAAAUAUCUUGGUCAUUAGUAAAGAGAAUGAUGAUUGAUGCUGCAAAGGGUAUUAUUUAUUUACAUGGCUCAACACCAGUUAUUUUACAUAGAGAUUUAAAAUCUCAUAAUUUAUUAGUAGAUGAAAAUUGGAAAGUUAAAGUUGCAGAUUUCGGUUUAAGCACAAUUGAACAACAAGGUGCAACAAUGACUGCUUGUGGUACUCCAUGUUGGACUUCACCAGAAGUAUUAAGAAGUCAAAGAUAUACAGAAAAAGCAGAUGUUUAUAGUUUUGGAAUUAUUUUAUGGGAAUGUGCAACUAGACAAGAUCCAUAUUUUGGUAUACCACCAUUUCAAGUUAUUUUUGCUGUUGGUCGUGAAGGUAUGAGACCACCAACACCAAAAUAUGGUCCACCAAAAUAUAUUCAACUUUUAAAAGAUUGUUUAAAUGAAAAUCCAUCACAAAGACCAACGAUGGAACAAUGUUUAGAAAUUUUAGAAUCAAUUGAAACCAAAGGUUUUGAUGAUAUACCUGUUAAUAAUAAUAAUAAUAAUAAUAGUAAUAAUAAUGAGAAUAAUAAUGAAAAUAAUAAUAAUAGUGAUAAUAAUAAUAAUGAUAUUAAUUAUAGUAACAGGGUGAUAAAUUAA